AGUCGGCUUCGGCUUUACUAAGGAAGGAGACUCAAAAGCAGCUUCUUCUUCCCUAAGUCAUUCCCAAACAGAGCUUUAAAGCUUUGCUUUUUCUAUCUCUCUCUCUCUCUCAUCAAAUCAGUAAACAGUAACCCAAAAAAUUCCAAACCCAUUUCCCUUUAUUCUUCAAAAACUUCCAAACCCAAUCUCAGAUCCUUUCCUUCUAUACAUCUUUUUCAAUAAUUUCAUUGAAAGAUAGAAUCUUUCUUUUCUUUUUUCAAUAACUCCAUUUUUUUUUUUUUUAAUAUUGGUCUUUCUUCUUAACAAAUUUUUGUGAUUUGCAACAAAUCAAAGCCUCUUUCUUCCAAUCUCUAUCAACAUGUCCUCAAGAAACCCUUCAUACACAAACCCAAAACCUUGCAAGCAUCUUGAAGAUUACAAGCUGAGGCAUGGCUUGAGUGGCUAUAAAUCCAUACAAAAGCACCUCAAGGCCACUCCACAUGGGAGAACAAGUGUUGAGAUGCUCAACACAGGGGUACCCAGAUGCAAUUCUUGUAAUGGGUUUCAAGGUAGACUCUAUCUUUGUUUGAUUUGCAACUCUGUCUCAUGUUUGGACCAUACCCUUUUGCAUAUUCAGUCUGAGGAUGGCCACGAUUUAGCUGUGGACAUCGAAAGGGCUGAGCUUUAUUGCUGUGUGUGUUGCGAUCAGGUCUAUGACCCUGAUUUUGAUAAGGUUGUAAUGUCCAAGCACAACAUGGGUGUCCCAAGGGAUGAUAAGCAUGGUGAUGAGAGUAUUGGAGAGAGAUUGGUUAAGAGGAGGAGGUUGGGUUUAGGUGUAGCAGAAGAAUUAGUGGAUUUGAAGAAAUCUAAACAGUUGGUUUCCAUGAGGGAUCGGAGGGAUAAAUCUUGUUAUCCAUUGGGUUUGAGAGGAUUGAAUAAUCUAGGGAGUACUUGUUUCUUGAACUCUGUGUUGCAAGCAUUGCUACAUGCUCCUCCCUUCAGGAAUUACUUCUUGAGUGAAGGGCAUAAUCAUGAAGCUUGCCGGAGAAGAUCGGGGGAUCGGCUAUGCUUGUCUUGUGACAUUGAUGUCGUUUUCUCGGCUGUGUUUUCAGGUGAUCGGGCACCAUAUAGUCCUGCUCAUUUUCUAUACAGUUGGUGGCAGCAUUCAGCAAAUCUAGCAAGUUAUGAGCAGCAGGAUGCUCAUGAAUUCUUCAUAUCAGUCUUAGAUGGGAUCCAUGAGAAAGAGGACAAAUCAAGGAACCGAAAUAGAGAUAGUGGAGAUUGCCAAUGUAUUGCUCAUAGGGUAUUCUCUGGACUGUUGAGAUCAGAUGUCACCUGCAUGACCUGUGGAUCCACUUCAACAACUUAUGACCCUUGUGUGGACAUCUCAGUUGACCUGGACACUAGCAAUUUCUCUCCAACAGAUAUAGUUAACAAGCGUAGCAAACCAAAUGAGAACAGCAGUAUAUCUACUCUUUUGGGUUGUUUGGAUUUGUUCACAAGGCAGGAGAAGUUGGGAUCAGAACAGAAACUUUUCUGCGAGACCUGUCAAGAAAUGCGAGACUCAGUGAAGCAAAUGUCGAUCAGGAGACUCCCAUUGGUCUUGUGUUUGCAUAUAAAAAGAUUUGAGCAUUCACCUGUCAGAAACAUGUCGAGAAAAAUUGAUCGAUAUUUGCAGUUUCCGUUCUCCUUGGAUAUGACCCCCUAUUUGUCCUCUUCAAUUGUCAGAAACAGAUUUGGGAAUAGAAUCUUUUCUGUUGAGGGUGAUGAAUCAGAUAUUAUUACUGACUUUGAGAUUUUUGCGGUGGUUACUCACUCAGGGACACUUGAAUCCGGCCAUUAUGUUACUUAUCUGCGCUUGAGAAACCGAUGGUACAAAUGUGAUGAUGCUUGGAUCACUGAGGUUGACGAGGAGAUAGUGAGAGCUUCACAGUGUUAUAUGAUGUUCUACGUGCAGAAAAUGCUUUACCAGAAAGCAGAUGAGGAUUUGAGUUCCCUGCCAUUAUCCCCACGGAGGGAUGCGUAUCUUCCAAUUGCUGGUUGAUGCGAAAGAUUGUUCAAAUGAGUAUGGGCAGGCAGUUGGCCAAGCAUGAAAUGGUCUUUCCAUAUCAUUCAAGGUCAGCUAAACAGGAAAGAAGACCCGGUGAGAAUGGGGAAACAAAAGACUUAGUUGAUGGGGCGUGCUUUCAGGGUCGAAAUCCAUUGGCCUGGACGACAUAUAUUUCAAUGUUCAUCAAGACAAGUCGUGAAAGGCAUCCAUAAGUUGCACAAGAGGAAGAUCAAUAAUUUGAAACAGAGAUCCUCUUAUUCCAAUCCCUGAAGAUCCCUCAAUGAUUUAUUAAUGGUCUAAGUUAUAAAUAGCUGCAUGAGAAAUUGGAUGUGUAGAGGUGAGUGAGGGUACCCCCACCUCUUUACAAGACAUUGCUCAAGAUUCUUUGACUGCAGGUCGGUCAUCAGCAAUAAAUCUGAACUAAUGAAGUUCUAUUUAGUUUGGAUUGCACUCACUGUUGCUCUUAAAAUUUCUAAUUGGUCACAUAAAUGAUUGGCUUUCAAUAAUUAUACGUAUAACAUGCUCUGUUUCUCUUAAAA
This is a messenger RNA of Quercus robur (English oak), 2568 nucleotides long. RefSeq names its product ubiquitin C-terminal hydrolase 22. Lineage: Eukaryota; Viridiplantae; Streptophyta; Magnoliopsida; Fagales; Fagaceae. The record is from RefSeq and is a predicted model, not a curated record. Gene Ontology annotation, biological process: protein deubiquitination. Gene Ontology annotation, molecular function: zinc ion binding; cysteine-type deubiquitinase activity. Bases 359 to 2023 code for a protein of 554 amino acids. The transcript has 3 exons.